CACUAAAUUGCCACUUAUAACCACCUACAACCACUUAUAAUCCCUUACGAGCUACAAGCCCUUUAUAAAGCACUAUCUGUCACCACCUACGGCCACUUACGGGCCACUUAGACGCAGCUUCCAUCGCCAACCGACACCACCACCAACAGCCUUAGCGAAGUCCACUUCCUCUGGGUUUGAUUGUUGAUUGUCCGACUGCCCGAGUGCCCCGCCGUAGCGCAUCUGGCUGCCUGUCUGUACGGGAGUGCAGUACUGGCUGGACUGGCUGCAACCAACUGGCGUGGGUCGUACUUCCCCUCCUCCUCUCCCCUCCCUUGCCUCGCCCGACCGACCAUCAAGGUCACCUCAUACUAUCUUCCCCUCCAUAAGAAAAGCCACUACAAGGCGGCACUACACCAAUGAAAUAAUACACCUUCAAGGCUUCAUACCAGAACAUCCUUCUAUCAACUUCAUCAGAACAUCGUGAAACGUGUGACGGCUUGUCAAACUUACAUCUAGCAAAAGGCAACCCAAGGCAAGGCUCGCUAUCUUAUCUACAUUCAUCCGUCACCUGCCUGUCUAUCAAGUGCACGGCGGGUGCGGGGCUGAAUCCAUCAUCGAACAUCAAACAUCAACUUCACCUUUCAAGAAGGAUCACACUCGCCUUCCAAGGCAGUUCGUGCAGAACACCACUGGUAUCACCAUGUCGGAUACUAUUCAAGCAAAGGUUACCCUCACAGCCUUGACGGCAGGCAUCUUCCCCUUGAUUCGUAUACUCCAUCUACACGAAUAUAAUGAGUCCAUCCCGAUCGGCCGAUCCUCGAAGAACCCUCUGAAGCACCUCGUCGCAGCUACAGACAACUGCUGGGUCGAUAGCGAUGUUGUGUCCCGAGACCAUGCACGCCUCAAUUUUGACUCGGAUCUGAAGAGAGUAUUCAUCGAGGACACCAAUUCGAUGCAUGGCACCCGCAUCAACAACAGACAGAUCCCCAAGAACGACCCUAUCCCCCUGGCCAACGACGACGUUAUAUCGCUCGGUGCAGAGGUCAAGCGAGGCAUCGAGACCUACCCAGAGUGCCGCUUCCAGGUUAAUUAUGAGCUUCUGCCGUAUUUCCCGUCCACGGGACGCACCUAUCAGCUCCUCUCCGACGAUGAACCCUUUGAGAUUUCAGAUGACGAACCCUUUGAGGUUUCAGAUGAUGACGAAGAAAUCCAAAGAAAGGACAGUCCUUCCACCUCCACUCCUGAAGCGAAGCCGAAUAUGAUGCCGGGAGCCUUGGAUGCCACGGCAGACGAUGACGAUGUCGUCGAGGUCGACCCACCUGUGUACGAGUUUUCAAGACUCCCCACCGAGACAGCAAAGCCCUUCCAGGCUGAUGUCGAAUCCGUCGACGAGCCAAUGGAGGUCUCGGAUUCUGACGACGAUUCUAUUGCCUCGAGUGACCGUGAACCAUCUGAGCGACCGAUUGGACGAGGCUCUUCCGUGGAAAUCACGGCAGAACGCGCAUCUGUCCGAGCAGGCGUUGAAGCCGAUGAUAAUAACCUUGAAAUUUCAAGCGAUUCUGGGAUCGAAUUCUCGGACGAUCAAGCUUCUUGGCCUGACUCCGACAACUCUGACGAGGACAUUGACGACUUCUUAGACGACGACUUUCUGGCGGCCUACGGAUCCCCUAAACCUGGCUUCGAUACAUCUGUACCAGCCGAACCCGGAACCAACCUAUCCAAUACACCUCCUCAUGACCCAACGACUGAAAGCCAGCCCCAGUUGUUGAACCCAAAAUCAAGCACCCACCUCCCAGGAAUCGAACAAAUCGAACAUGCCGUGUCUCCAAACACGCAGGCCCCGCUUGCGCCCAUGUUCCCACCCCUCGUCCCAAUUAGAGUUGACUCUGCUACCCUGAAGCUUAUCGACCUAGAUACCGAACAGCAGCCAACCCCCGUCAUACCCUUUUCCAUGCCGAGCCCUUCUGACGCAGCCCUCAAGGGCCGUCGGUCCACGACACCGCCGUGGCGGACGGAGAAACAAGAGUUCCUCGCCGCACGUGUAGAUAAUCGUGCUAAGUUUGCGACCCAUUGGAUGGAUAUGGGGCCUCUGAAGCACACAGCUGUGGGAGGCGAGUCGUCUGCUGCAGGUGGCUCUUUAGGUGGUUUUGCGCCUAAGCCAAAUGAAUAUAAUGAGGAGGAGAAGCCUAGCUCUACCAGCAAUAGCAUGAUCCCGGAGGGCGUCGUGUCACUGCGAGAGAAGCCGUCCGUCCAGGCGAUGUUGUUGGAGUCUCCGAAGGAGCUACCCCUGAAGCGCAAGAUGGAUGAAAUUACGGUUGACGAACCUCUUGUAGUUACCAAGGCUCCUGAGACAGCGCAGGCUAUUGCCUCUGCGAGGAAUAUCAAGGCCAUAUCUGAUGCGAGGGCUAUGAGGAGAGCACAAGCACUUACAGCUGUUUAUGGACAUGAUAAGGCAAUAGGGGCUGCGAACAUACAUAUGACAACGGUUACUGCCACAGGUACAGUCUCCAACACGCUGGCAAAGGCAGACAACCCCACCCCAGCGCCUACACCUGCUGUCAAAUCCACAAUUGCAGCCGCGACCUCAGCGGCAUCGGCAGCCAGUGUCGAGCCCACGCAACAAGAAAAUGAGCGGCCAGCAAAACGCCAGAAGCAGGAGGCAACGAAGGCUGCAAAACGAUUCGCAUAUGCAACAUUUAGCGGCUUCGUGGCGGGCGCGGGUUUGUUUGUUGCCCUGGUGGCAACAGCACCAGAUUUCGGGGGAUUCAUGUGAAGUGAGGUUCUUGAUCUCAGAUCGGCUGGAGACAGUUGCACGCAUGUACGCAUGCACGAAUGCACGUACGCACGCACGAAUGCACGUACGCACGCGCGUAAACGAAUAACGGCCCCUACUAUUUUUUCAUGUGUGUGGAAGGGGGUUUAAUAUCUGCAGCGAUUCUUUGAAAUGAGGUAUUUGGGUGUUUAGGGCGUUUAUUGUGGCGAGGGAGGGGAUAUCGAGCGUUAUGGGCCACAAUUUUUCGGAGAGUGUAGGAUGGGGCUUGAGCUAUAGUUUGCCUUUGGGGUUUGGAGUCGGCAAUGAGGUGAGGUAGAUGAUUAAUAUGAUUAUGAACUUUUAUUGACACGCGUUGUUUUGUGUUUAUUUUGAGGGGAGGGGUAUUUGUUUGCCAUUGUGGGUUUGUCAUUCUAAUUGCGGGGAUGAAAAAUAAUAAAGUAAGGGGAUAAGUGUCACCGCUUAAAAUAUUCCUUUCCCAAAAAUAAUAUAUAUAAUAAUAAAUUGAACCUACAUAUCUACC
Pseudogymnoascus verrucosus is the source of this 3275-nucleotide messenger RNA. RefSeq lists its product as uncharacterized. Bases 683 to 2755 code for a protein of 690 amino acids. Gene Ontology annotation, cellular component: cytoplasm. NCBI's taxonomy places the organism in Eukaryota, Fungi, Ascomycota, Leotiomycetes, Thelebolales, Thelebolaceae. The transcript is spliced from 4 exons. Gene Ontology annotation, molecular function: protein binding. The record is from RefSeq and is a predicted model, not a curated record.